This is a messenger RNA of Hemicordylus capensis (graceful crag lizard), 3019 nucleotides long. RefSeq lists its product as uncharacterized. The transcript is spliced from 2 exons. The coding region runs from base 516 to 1658 and encodes 380 amino acids. NCBI's taxonomy places the organism in Eukaryota, Metazoa, Chordata, Lepidosauria, Squamata, Cordylidae. The record is from RefSeq and is a predicted model, not a curated record.
AUCUGUGGUAUAUUGGGAGCACUAUAAGACCUGUUAAGACCCGUGCUCUUGAACACAGAUCUAGGCUCAAGCAUAGUAUAUUAGAUGCCCCACUAGUGCCACAUUUUGUUGAGAAAUCUCACUCACCCGAUGAUUUCAAGUUUUUUGUGCUGUUUAAAUUUACACCAAGGUCCUUCAACAAACAAGAUAAGCAGAGGAUCCUUCUUCAAAAAGAAUCAUUUUUCAUUCACAAGUUCAAUACAUGUAUACCCAAUGGGUUAAAUGUUAAUUGUGACUUCUCCUGUUUCCUUUAAAUAAUUAAAUUACAAAGAAAGGGAUAUUAAAAUCAGCAUAGCUGGUCCAAUAUUCCCACUCAUUGUAUAAUUGAUUGAUGGUUGGGGAGAGUAUUUAACUCUUAAGUUUAAGCAUCAUUCAUUAAGGAUCAUAGCAUGUCCGAGCAGGCACGGUGGUGAGAUGCUGCUUUUAGUGACAAGGCUUUUCCAGAUUUAAGAACGUGAAUCUCCCAAAUAAAGACAAUGGGCAGACCAAGGAAAACUUCUGACAACGUAUCCUCCCCUCAGCCUGCUGCUACUGUGCCAAAAGCAGCCCCGGCAACACCUCGAUCCUCUGCUUCAUCCAGGACAACACCCACAAGCAGCAGAGCUUCAGGUGCUCCAGCAGCUAAGAGUGAAAGUGGCAGAAGGGGGCAGGUUGAAAAGCCAGCCUGUGCCACGAGCUCCAGAGGAACAGGGCAAAGAUGCCAAACCAGGUCCACAGCAGCACUCAGCAGUGAGCAAGGAGAUGCAAAGAACAGCCGUGGAGCAAGAGCGAAGGCCUCUUCAGCAGCCGGAAGAGAGAAGUCUGAUGCUGCCGCAGCAACCCAAACCUCUUCCAGUGUGUCUGCGAAGCCAUUGCAGGCUGCUGGCAAAGCAAGUGGUCUCCACUCCCCACCUCUCCCUGGAAAAGUGGCUGAAAUAGAAAGGGUGACGCGGGGUCAGAGGACCAACCCCGAAUGGCACAAGUGGCGGGAAAACCGUAUCACAGCCUCUGUAGCUCCCAGGAUUGCCAGCAGCAAGUUUGCGAAUGGCCGGAGCUCUGAAGUGCCUCAGUCAUACCUUAAAGCUGUAGUAGAAUCUGGCUCCACUGUUCAGACCCCAGCCAUGUCUUGGGGCAUCCGCAAUGAGAAGAAAGCGGUAGAGGCCUAUGAGGCACUCAAGUCCAGCAAGGCUAACAAGCCAGUGAAGGUUGACGACUGUGGCCUCUUCAUUGACAAGAGCAAGGCGUGGCUUGCUGCCAGCCCUGACGGGAUUGUCAGAGAAGCCGAUACCGGCAAAGAGCUGGGGGUUUUGGAGGUCAAGUGUCCCUAUAAACACAGAGAUAAGACCAUGACAGAAGCCUGCAAGGACAAAGCCUUUUGCCUGGAGAAAGAAGGAGAUUCUUUCUCAUUGAAGAAAACCCACCCCUAUUACACACAGGUGCAGUGCCAGAUGGGAGUCACCGGCCUUGGGAAGGCAGACCUUGUGGUUCACACCAACAAAGAGACUGUGAUCACCCCAGUGGACUUUGAUCCUGCUUUCUGGGAGACUACCGUGUCCAAGCUGGAGAAGUUCUACACCGAUGCUGUGGUUCCUCAUCUGGAACAGAAGCAAAGUGCUGCAGUUUGGGCUAAAGAAGAAUAAAGUUGUGGGGUGGAAUCCUAACUAGUGUUCUCUCUAACAAGGAUUCCCAGAUGCUGUUGACUACAACUGCCAGCAUCCCCAGCUGCAAUAGCCUUUGCUUAGGGAUUAUGGCGUUGUAGUCAACAUCUAGGAACCCCUGUUAGAGGAACACUGAUCCUUACUUAUUCCCUCCUUUUGAAAGAUGUGCCUUCAGCCAGUAACGCAAUGUUAGUUUCCUACCCAGCAUUGGAAAAUAAACCACAUUUCUGUGCCUUAAUACAUCCUUGCAAAUAGUUAGAGCAACCCAGUACUGUCUACCUUUUUCCCACACAUCACACCUUUCUCCUUGCCUGACAACUAGCCACAGAAUGAUGAAACUACAGGGGCUGUGUGUAUCCUUUCUCGUGGCUUUUAAGGAAAAGCAUUCUCUUGACAUUUUGAGAUCAGAGAAAAGUGCACAGUUGCUGCCAUUUUCUGCUGCAAAGAGUGGCACAACCAGACUGUCCCCUCUGCUUGUCAUCACUUUAUAUUAGUGGACCAGAAGAGGCAACAGGGAUCAUUUGGAAGCAGAUGGCUAGACAGUGGAGAUGGAGAGAACAAGUACAACUCCUACUUGCAUACUUCGUACAACUGCACUGCUACUGUAAUAACUUCCAGAUAAUUUCCCAUCAAGAAGCAGUAUGUAAGAUCAGCCUCUCUUCUCAAGUGACGACUUCUGCUUUCCAACCACUGGGAGAAUGAAAGGACAUGUUUGUUGAAGCCAAAGUACUUGUAGUUGAGCUUCAUGGGCUUGAAGGCUGCCCCCCACCCCCCAAGACAGAGCCAAACUCUUUUCCAGGAAAAGGCCCACAUGAUGGCUAGACAUCCACCAUUCUGAACCAAAGAAAGGAGAAUGGAGUACCUGGGUAUGAAGAGACAGGUGGCUUGAUUGUAAACCAGGACUGAAUUUAAGCCUGCCAUUCAUGCACUGGUUCCAUUGAAUUGUACAGGGCUCAUUUCUGGAGUAUGCUGAAAGUCUAGGUUUCUGUCAGUAUCAAAGAUAGCAUGUGAUCUAUCGUAAGAUAUCCCACGUGUUCCAGUGAACAGAGAUUAGGUGCUCCCCCGCCCCCACACUGCUCAGAAAACUGGAUCUUUUGCAUUGCCAAACAUCCCUUCCAUGCCCACUUUAGUAAAGGGCCAUCUGCUGCUUAAGAUGAUAAUUAUAUAAUGCUUCAUUUUAUAUUUAGAAAAUCAACUGCAGAUUGCAGUUUUGUUUAGAAAAGCUUAGUUUGGUAGUAAGACAUAAGCCAGUUGGAUUGAGUAGCUGUUAACUUUAAUGUGGACCACGGCUUCUGUUGUACAAAAGAUAGUAUGUUCAAUAAAAACACUUGUGAAAAAUGUCA